Molecule: messenger RNA, 1406 nt
Organism: Cottoperca gobio
Lineage: Eukaryota; Metazoa; Chordata; Actinopteri; Perciformes; Bovichtidae
Gene: tsnax
Product: translin-associated factor X
Exons: 6
Coding region: 307-1158 (283 amino acids)
Molecular function (GO): sequence-specific DNA binding
Source: RefSeq, a predicted model, not a curated record
CGCGAAAAAUGAGGACCACACGAAUGCCUGUUGUAAAAAAACAAGUGAACAUGUUCUCUUUUGCAUUGUAGGAUAUUUAGACUUCAUUCAGUGGGUUUCUUUUCGGUUGGAGAUUGUAACUUUUAUGUGUAAACGGGGCUGUUUUGUCUGGUCACCUUGAUAAUCCCUGCCACAUGUGAAGUGCUCUGCCUCGUUACAGUCGGCAGCACGGGCUUCAGUAACGUUAGCUAAAACAGUUCAAAUACAUCCCUGGCCGAGCUUAGAAUAGUUACAUUUAUUAGAAGAAGACACUGCAACACUGAAAGCAUGAACAGGCGAGAAGGUGAAGGAUGUCCCCGAAGAAAUGCUGAUGCAGCACUGGAUCGGGAUGCGAGUGACAACCCAUCCUCACCCGUCAUCGCUGCUUUCAAAGUUUUCCAACAGGAGCUUGACACCAAACAUGACAAAUACGAGCGUCUUGUUAAGAUCAGUCGAGACGUCACCAUCGAAAGCAAGAGGACCAUUUUUCUUUUACAUAGAGUGACCAGUGUACCAAAUGCAGAGGAUAUUCUGAAUGAAGCAGAAGUGAAAUUGGAUGCAGUCAGGCAGAAAAUCGGUCAAAUUGCUGAAGAGCUCAGAGGAGAGGACAUCUUUCAGUUUCACAGAGCUUUCACACCAGGGAUCCAGGAGUAUGUGGAGGCGGUCUCUUUCCUGCACUAUAUCCGUCAUCGCAGCCUUAUCAGCCUGGAGGAGAUCAACGCCAGACUGGUGUUUAUGAAAACAGAGAAGGUAGAUCCUAAGGGCUCAGCUGAAGACCUGCAGCCGGGAGGUCAAGUCCUGACCUUCCAGGUGACGCCCUCUGACUACCUGCUGGGCGUGGCCGACCUGACCGGAGAGCUGAUGCGAAUGUGCAUCAGCAGCGUGGGCAACGGCGACAUUGACACGCCCUUCCAGCUGAGUCAGUUCCUGCGGCAGAUCCACGACGGUUUCUCCUACAUCGGGAACACGGGCCCGUACGAGGUUUCUAAGAAGCUGCACACGCUGCGACAGAGCCUGGGCAAAGUGGAGGACGCCUGCUACGCCCUGCGCGUCCGCGGCUCAGAAAUCCCCAAACACAUGCUGGCUGACGUGUUUUCCAGCAGGACGACGCACAUGGACCCCGAGGAAGGAGUGGUUUAAAUCCCGCACAGCUUCAACAACAUCAUUUAUGUUCUCUGUGGUGUCAUUGUCUGCACUAGUUUAGCUCCAGUUUGUAUGUAUUUUUAAUGGGAUUUGACAGAUGUUUGAUACGUUCCGUGACAUGCUUGUUAAUUUUUGUUUUUAUUAUUAAAAUAAAAAGUGUUACAAUAGACAAUGGAUUAUAUUUCUUUGAUAAAGAUCUGAUGACUUCAGUUGUUUUUGCAUGAAUAAAAGUUCUUUGCCAAAUA